CUUUGCUGCACCCCAAACGUGAAGAAGCACAGUCACACCUCUCUCUCAACCACUUACUUCCACCGGUUUCUUUUUCCACUUGAAAAGAGAGAAUAUAAUACAACACAACACAGCACAACACAAACUCUUUCAAGUUCAUCUCUCGAGCCACCCACGCCAAGCCCUCCUCCUAUGUCCUAAGCUCACUUUGAUCAUUAUCUUUUCUCCUAACCUACUCUCUCUCUCUCUCUCUCUCUGGUCCAUAUAUGGCCAUCACUUUGUUCCAUAUAUAACGUGUUGGUGUUUAAAGGAGGGAGACAGAGAAAGUGAAACCAAUUAGAUCCCAAAAUGGAUUGGAAUUCCAAUUUGAGACACCUUGUUUCUCGACCAGAACCUUCCUUUGGCUUCCUCUACAACUAUAACUAUGACUGCUAUCCUCCUGGGAUGGAGAUGAAGCAUCAAGCAAUGAUGUCUGAGAGCUCACAAAGCUUGGUUCCUGGACUGGACAGGAACCACAGCAGUUAUGGGUGCUCUAACCAAGACAAGAAGAAGAGAUUGUCAACUGAUCAGUUAGAGUCACUUGAGAGGAGCUUUCAAGAGGAGAUAAAGCUGGACCCUGAUAGGAAGAUGAAGCUUUCAAGAGAGCUUGGCCUUCAGCCUAGGCAAAUUGCUGUUUGGUUCCAAAACAGAAGAGCCAGGUGGAAGGCCAAGCAGCUUGAGCGCUUGUAUGAUGCUCUUAAACAAGAGUAUGAUUUGGUCUCCAAAGAGAAGCAAAAGCUCCAAGAAGAGGUCAUGAAAUUGAAGACAAUUCUGAGAGGUGAAGUUGCUAGGAAACAAGUUUCCACCGGCUACACUGAAAUCUCCGGUGAAGAGACGGUGGAGAGCACGUCGGUCGCCAUUCGGAGCUCUAACAAAGGGGUAGGGACGAGCCAACAUCAGGUGGCAGAGUGCAACUACCUCUUCAAUGUUGAGGAAUAUAACCCAGUAUCGCCACCUUUCUGGGGAGCUCUGCCUUCUUAUCCCUAAGCUAAGAGGCUGUUGUUGUUGUUGCUGAAGUUACUUGUAACUUUAAUUUUCUCAGGGUUCUGCUUUAGUUAUUAGCUUAGUUUGAGGAACUAGUACUUUACUUUCUUCUGGCUCUCUGGCUCGGUACUAAAUUAGAUAAUUGACAUUACAUUCA
Molecule: messenger RNA, 1159 nt
Organism: Prunus dulcis (almond)
Lineage: Eukaryota; Viridiplantae; Streptophyta; Magnoliopsida; Rosales; Rosaceae
Product: putative homeobox-leucine zipper protein ATHB-51
Exons: 3
Coding region: 328-1005 (225 amino acids)
Biological process (GO): positive regulation of DNA-templated transcription
Cellular component (GO): nucleus
Molecular function (GO): protein binding; sequence-specific DNA binding; DNA-binding transcription factor activity, RNA polymerase II-specific
Source: RefSeq, a predicted model, not a curated record